CGCCAUGGCCACCAGCACCACGGGCUCCACGCUGCUGCAGCCGCUCAGCAACGCCGUGCGCCUGCCCGUCGACCAGGUCAACUUUGUAGUGUGCCAACUGUUUGCCUUGCUUGCGGCUGUUUGGUUUCGAACGUACCUGCACUCGAGCAAAACCAGCCCCUUUAUUAGACAUGUUGUUGCAACGCUCUUGGGCCUUUACCUUGCCCUUUUUUGUUUUGGAUGGUAUGCCUUACAUUUUGUUAUACAAAGUGGAAUUUCCUACUAUAUCAUGAUCGUAAUAGGAGUCGAAAAUAUGCACAAGUAUUGCUUCGUUUUUGCUUUGGGAUACCUCACUGUGUGCCAAAUUACUAGAGUCUAUAUCUUUGAUUAUGGACAGUAUUCUGCUGAUUUUUCUGGUCCAAUGAUGAUCAUUACACAGAAGAUCACUAGUUUGGCAUUUGAGAUUCAUGAUGGAAUGUUUCGAAAAAAUGAAGAUUUGACUCCAUCACAGAGGUGCUUGGCUGUAAGGCGCAUGCCAAGUCUCCUGGAGUAUUUAAGUUACAACUGUAAUUUCAUGGGUAUCCUGGCAGGCCCGUUAUGCUCUUACAAAGACUAUAUUACUUUCAUUGAAGGAAGAUCAUACCAACUGCAACAGUCUGAAGCAAAUGGGAAGGAAGAUACAAAAUACGAACAAACAGAUCCCUCUCCAAAUAUAGCUGUGGCACAGAAACUCUUAAUCUGUGGACUGUCCUUAUUAUUUCACAUGACCAUUACAAAAACUUUGCCUGUGGAAUACAACAUUGACGAUAACUUCCGAGCUACAGCGUCAUGGCCUGUAAGGGUUUUCUACCUAUAUUUGUCUCUUAUGGCUGCCAGACCCAAAUAUUAUUUUGCAUGGACGUUAGCAGAUGCAAUCAAUAAUGCCGCAGGGUUUGGCUUUAGAGGUUACGAUAAAAGUGGAGCAACCCGUUGGGACCUAGUAUCAAACCUGAGAAUCCAGCAAAUAGAGUUUUCCACAAGUUUCAAGAUGUUUCUUGAUAACUGGAAUAUUCAAACAGCUCUUUGGCUUAAAAGAGUCUGCUAUGAGCGAGCCACCUUCAGCCCAACCAUCCAAACCUUCAUCCUUUCUGCCAUCUGGCAUGGGGUGUACCCCGGAUAUUAUAUAACAUUUUUAACAGGAAUAUUAAUGACACUAGCAGCACGAGCUAUAAGAAACAAUAUCAGACACUACUUUGUUGAAUCUCCUACAGUCAAACUAUGUUAUGAUAUUGUAACGUGGAUGGCAACUCAAGUAGCAAUAAGUUACACAGUUGUGCCAUUUGUACUGCUCUCUGUAAAACCCUCUUUCACCUUUUACAGCUCCUGUUAUUUCUGUCUUCAUAUUGCCAGCAUUCUGGUGGUGUUGAUAUUUCCAUUGAAAAGAACUCAAAAAGGAAAUAAAAAGCAUGAAAACAUCCAGCCUGUGCGGUCCAAAACACUAGAAGAAGAAGAUGUUUUGCAAAAGAACAGUUAUUCCACAACAAAUAAUAGUUUCAAUCAGAAACAAGAAAUCACCUGCAGAUAUCAAGCACUAAAACAGUGAUUGAGAAAUACUAUGAUGAAUAUAUUUUGUAUGUUUUCAGAAACCCAUUUUUAGCACCUUUUAAAGGGGUUUGUAUUUGUUUGCAAAGAUAUUUAGUAAGAAAAGGAUGCAUUACCUAGGAAAAUCACAUACAAUAGCAAGACUGGAAACAGAGCAAAUUAACCCCUCCCAUGCCAUGUCCCUGUGGGUCACGCCUUAUCUGAAGAUCUUACCAUUAUUUCAAUGGGCGCUCAGGACUUGCAACGUAUGUCCAUAGGGUCCUAUGUGUGCCCUUUGCUGAAUGUACGUUGUGUAUCCCAAGGCACUGAUGGAGUGGGGAAAAAAUUGUGUCAGUCUAGGAUUAACAAAUGGAAAAUGUGUUUUUCCAGAUGAAUGACUUGCCUUAAACCCUCUAUUUACUGAAAUAUUGUUUCUAAGUGGUAUCUUCCAGUUUGGUUUUAAUGUGGAAUGCAUAGAUUAUACCAAGUGUUGUAAAGGAGACAAAAAUACGAUAUGGAAAGUCACUAGAAGAUUUUGGAAUCUUUGGAAGGGAAUUGCAAUAAGCAUCUCAGUAUUUGGAGGGUUUUCUUAAAGUAUUUCUAACUGUUGCAGUACACUACAGAACUGUAAAUGUUACCAAUGCCAAAUUGUGUAGGUUUCGUGGGUAAAGAGUCUAAUUACAGAGUCCUUUUGAAUGGAUUAGAAAACAAAACCCGAAGGCUCCCCUUUCCCAGAGCUUGAUAGCUCCAACGUAGGUUUCACUUAAUAAAUCAAUAAAAUAGCACUAAGUGGACUUUGCAGCUAGAGCAGGGAAGGGAGCCAUAGGACAAGUUUUUCUUUUUUAUUUUUUUCUUUAAUAAAAAGGCAAUGUGCAAGCAUCAGGAUUUCAAUUAAAGUGCUUUUUUACCCUUAAUACCAGAAAUCCUUACUCUAGAAUAAAGCUGUAAUAACUUUUUAUUACUUUAAACAAAGUCAUUUUUAAGUUUCUGGCUUAACUGAUGAUGCUUAAAGCAUAAAAAUAGCCAAAUUACCUAGAGCUCAUAGGUAAGAAAACAAGAAAUUACUGAUAACCAAGUUUUUUGUAUGUUUGGUAAUUGAUGGCCCCUCACCUAAAAAAAGAGGUGAAUUUGAAGAAAAGCUUUAUCCUUAAACUAGAAUUUCAGAUGCAAAGUUCACGUCACACUUGUUGGUAACAUAAUCAAAGAAAAAAGAGAAUAUCUGAAUUUUAUUUAUGAAAAUAUGUUCAAGGGAUAAUGCAGUGAUUAUAUCUAUUCCAGACCAUUUUUGUGGUGAUGGUCCCUGCUAUAGUACUAUGUUAAAGGGCUACACUUUAACUGCUUAUAUUCUGUAUUUUCAUAUUUUUUUAGUAAAUACAAACUGUUUAUCCACAUGUUGUGUUAGCUGUAAUAUCGAUGCAUUAUUUUCCCCAGCAAUAUCUUGUAAUUUGUUGAUUAAUAACCUACAAAUGAAUAAGAAAAAAAAACCAACCCUUUAUCACAAGAAAAUAUUUUGAAUCUUAAAACAUUCUUGAUCAGACAUCUGAUGGCAGUAGUGGGGUGAAUAUUCUCCAUACUUGGGGAACUGCAGUGAUAGCCCUCAGUUUGGGGACAUUAUCCUGCUUAAAUAGUCACGGGAAUUCUCUGGGCUAACUCUCUAAAGAAGCAAAUCCAAAGUCAAGUCAGAGCUGUUUCCUUGCCGUGAUACUUUUGUGUCUGGCUUUUGGCUCCUUGUCCCAAAGUCCUUGGGGAAGAAGAGACGCAGUGUAAGGAGGUUAGUACUAAUGAAGCGACGCAGGAAAAGGGAAGUGAGGAUGGAGUGGGAGCAGAUGAAUUUCUUUUGCUGGACAGGAAUGUUAAUGUGGCAGCCUGGAAAGGGGUGAUCUUCAGAAGAAAAUAAUGUGAUUUAUAAAUCCUUGCUUUGGCUGUGUGUGUAGAGCUCCCCUUGAAUGGAGGUUGUCAUCAUUUGCCUUUGUGAAAAGGCAUUUUGUCUUUUCCCAUUGCCUGUGAGUAAGGGCACACUGGUUUAUUUAUGCUUAUUUAUCCCUAGUAGCUAAAGAAUCAGGAAAGAUGUUUGUGUUAUUGAAGGGAUGCUAGCUUUAAAGAAGGAAUGGACCUGCCCAUUUCUGGGUGGAUGAGGAGAUUUGGGGUUGAUGCUUUUGGCAUUAAUUGCUGUGGAUCUUAGGUCCCUCCUCUGUUGCUGCAGUUCACGUAUCUGCCAGCACAAGCAUUUUUGGAUGCCUGUACAAUGUCUGAUGUGUUGGGGUUUUCCAUUAAUGUUCUGGCACCCUUGUUCUGGCGUGGGUGCGAGUGUCUGCGAUGAGGUGAUUUCAUCCUCGAACAGGAAAUACGGGAGCAGUUGUAAGUGCUCGGAAAAAGUAAAUAGUCAAGCUCUUGUAUCAGAGGAACUUAAAACAGUUGAGAAAAUCUGUUUCUGCUUUAGAUGGGCAGCAAAGCCCAUCUAGCGGCAAAGUACAGUUCCGAAAUUGGAUGUGACUUGCUUCGGCAGGCAUUACAGUUGUUUUUUUCUUCAUGAUUUGAGCCCCUUCAAACAGUGCAGCUUUAGGAAAUUGACAGUUCCAUUGGUUCUGCACACGAUUUCUUCUGAAGUGUCCCAGAAUUGAUGCUUUAAGUAUCAUUUGCUGAAUAUAAAGGUACUUCGAACUACAUCUCUUCAUGCAAAUCAGUUACGUAUCGUGACUAUGGAAAGAGUUGUGUGUUGGGGUUUGGGUUUCUGGUCAUUUAAUGACAACAUUCUGGUCCCAGUUGUUUUUAUUUUUGUUUUCCUUGUGCUUUGCUAGUUACCUACCUUGCUACCGCAGAUGAAGACGUUGCACUGGAUUCUGUCCAUUUAAAAAAUCAAGAGCAGGCAGCUCUCGUGCUUCAGAAAACUCUUAGUUUUUACACAUGUAAUUUUAUAAUAUUGGAUUUGAAAGGAUGUUUGUGACUUAUUAUUGCUAUUACUCAAUAAAAAUACUAGAAGGUGAAAUUUUUAGAAACAUUUUGGGCAUGAAGGUAACCUGGUUUAAAGACUUUUUUCUCUUAUUUGUUAUGUACAUCUAAAAGGUGAAAAGCCUUUAUUGUAUUCCAGUUCAGCACACUCUACAAAGUAAGUAGAACAUAUCCUUCAUAACUUUAUGGUGCUUUGCAGGUAUUUGCCUAUUGUGAAUGAUUCUUCCAGGCACUUCAUGUGUUAAUGUUAGUGACUAAAUGUAGUCAUCUGCAUAGUAACUGUUUGCUACUAUUUUUAAUCUUUUCUGUAUGAAUGAAAAAUAUCUAUAUUAUAUUUAAAUCAUAGUUUCAGUGGUGCCUACUACUGUUGUGAUGGAGAAGGCUCUGUUGGCUUUAUGGUCGCAUAUAUGCCCUUCUUAUUCAGAAGCUUUACUCUUCCACACACAUUCCUUAAGCUGAUACAUAUACAAUAUUUCAGUAACUGGUGACAUUUUGAAACAUUUUGCCAUAUAAAAAUAUUGGUGUGUGCUUUAAUCCACUCUUGAUGAGAAGGGAUAUUUCAAUGAGAGUACUUUACAAAGAUAGCCUGGUAUAUCCCCAGCCCCACACUGGCCUGUUUGAUAUCAUGACUCAAGCUGUUUUGCCAGCACGGUAUAUUAUUUAUUAAAAGAAUUUUACACCUCUAUAACUUGUUGCCUCUCCCCUAUGGGAACAAAUGCUACAAGUAGAAGCACUGCUCCAGGUGCAUGACAGGAUGCACACAGGGUAGCUGGGCCCCUCUAGUGACACUCAUCCAGUUAGUGGUAAAACUUCUGAUGUGGAUGAGAUCUGCUUUUUUGCAAACAGCACUGCAAGAUCCUGGCUUCCUCAACAGCUUUUGGCUUGUCUUUUAGAAGCUUUGCAGACAAAUUGUACAUUUAAGUACAUGAUCAAAUAUAUCCUCCAUAUGAAUGCAUGUAAAUGUGUCACUGAUGCUUACCUGUAGGCUUUCCCACGCUCAGCUCUGCAAACUGGCCUCAGAAGGAUGAAGUUUAAUGGUGCCAUUUGCAAUCGCUCGGGCUUUCGUUUCCCUGGCUUUGGUCUCUUCCUUGCCACUUCUCGUAGAGUUCUGAAAUCAGGUUUAAAAACUUUCUUUUAAAAGAAAAUUUUGGAAAUGGUGUCAUUAAUUUAGAAAGGUGGUUGGUGUUGCCCACCAGAAGGAAGUACCUUUCAGUAUGUUAGUAUGAAGGCUCUGGAUACAAAAAUAUGCCUAGAUUCAGUGUUGAUUCAUCAUGGCAGCUAAGUACAUCAUUAGCCUUUAUUUAUUUAUUUAUAUCCAGUAAUACUGAGCAGUUUCUUAAAGCCCUGCCCCAAAACCAAUUGGCUAUAAAAGCUUAAAGUAAAACCAGCACUUAACUGCUAUGUUAAAACGAGUGUCUAGACAGACAGAGGCUCUGCUAAACCGAGCCUUUUUCUCACGAUGCAUCUGGAUCUACCUGGGCCUGAGUUCGUUGCCCUGCCCUGGCCGCUGCCCUCCCUGCAGUGCAGAGCUUGCGGAGUGUCCCUCUCGCUUGCGAUCCAGGCCCUUGGUAAAACAGCAGGAUAUCCAGGCAUCUGCAAAGUCACCCUAAAGCAUUAACAUUGCAAAUACUGCAGUGGUGGUUUAUUAGGGUUAAAAGAAUAUAUUUUUAUUAUUUUUAAUUUCUUAAAAACGUGUUUUGAGGUGAUUUAUUGUAUAUUUUAACAAAACCUUAUUAUCAACCGAAGCAAUGUUCAUUCUGUUAAGAAAUAUUUAAAAAAAAACAUUUUGUUCACCUUGCAGUUAGAAAUGUGCAAAGGCAAAUUUUGUUAGCUCAUUCUCAUCUGUGUGAGCACUGUGUCCUGUGACUUAGACCUGCUUUUACAUUUUAAGCAUUUUUAAGUUGCCCGGAUUCCUCUGCAUAUCUAUAUAAGCAUAGUGUAAACUUCAUGGAUUGACACACUGUAGCUGCCUAUAGUAUGCAUAUUUAAAAUAAAUAGGCCAUAUCAAUAUUUAUGUGAGCCUAGUUUAGAGAUCCCCAAUUGUACACUGUAUUUCCUGAAAUCAGUUCUGUUCUUAGAGUGCUUUCUGUUUCCUACAGGGAGAAGAGAAUCUGUAAGUUAGGGCUUAUAAAGAAAGUAAAGGGCUGCUUUUGGUUUGCUGCAAAAGGAACCUUUCCAGGAUUUUCUGCAGCAGUCUAUGAAUAUGGAAUUUGGUUAUUGAAACCUAAAUUGGACGCUAUGCCGGGCUGCUUUUGGAGAAAACUGUUUGUAUUAAUAAGGCGUCGGUCUAGUACCUUAUGCCAGACCAACUGCUGAGAGAAACUUUUUCCUUCAAAUGUGACUUUAAUUUUGCUCUCAUUAUCUGAGGGGGAAAAAAAUGCCCCGGGUUAGAAUUUAAUUUUACUAAAGCAUCUAGUAUGAGCAGAGAGCUGUGAUCUGUGGUUCAGCCUGACUUUGGCUAUCAACUUCCAAACUGUGAAGAUACAAGAGGGGACAAAAAAAAAUAGUGAAACAGGGUUCCUAGAGACUGGCAGUCAGAACAGUGCAACUCUACGUAUUAAAGGUGCAGCAAACUUUUGUCACAAUAAGUCAAAGAAAAGGAGUAAUUGCCUACGCAUAUUUUGCCUUCUUAUGUGUUUAUCAGUUUUCUUAGCACUUUGUCUU
This is a messenger RNA of Nothoprocta perdicaria, 7152 nucleotides long. RefSeq names its product membrane bound O-acyltransferase domain containing 2 (gene MBOAT2). Gene Ontology annotation, molecular function: acyltransferase activity. Gene Ontology annotation, biological process: lipid modification. NCBI's taxonomy places the organism in Eukaryota, Metazoa, Chordata, Aves, Tinamiformes, Tinamidae. Gene Ontology annotation, cellular component: membrane. The record is from RefSeq and is a predicted model, not a curated record. Bases 5 to 1561 code for a protein of 518 amino acids. The transcript has 13 exons.